Molecule: messenger RNA, 968 nt
Organism: Nycticebus coucang (slow loris)
Lineage: Eukaryota; Metazoa; Chordata; Mammalia; Primates; Lorisidae
Gene: IL6
Product: interleukin 6
Exons: 5
Coding region: 35-679 (214 amino acids)
Biological process (GO): immune response; positive regulation of cell population proliferation; T-helper 17 cell lineage commitment
Cellular component (GO): extracellular region
Molecular function (GO): growth factor activity; cytokine activity; interleukin-6 receptor binding
Source: RefSeq, a predicted model, not a curated record
AAAGAGAGCUCCAUCCGCCUUCCAGGAACCAGCUAUGAACUUUCUCUCCACAAGCGCCUUCAGCGCGGUUGCCUUCUCACUGGGGCUGCUCCUGGUGACGGCUACUGCGUUCCCCACGUCUGGACCCCUGGAAAAUUUGGAAGAAGAUGCCACCUCCCCAAAGCCAUUAUCACUCAGUACUCCAGAACAAACCGAAGGACUCAUCAAUCACAUCAUCAUGGAAAUCGAUGACCUGAAUGGGAAGAUGUGCAAUAAGGGUAUCAAGUGUGAAGAUGACAGCCAUGUCCUGGAAGAUAGCAAACUUCCCCUGCCCAGGCUGAAAGAUGACGAUGGAUGCUUUGAAACUGGAUUCAACAGGGACGAGUGCCUGACAAGAAUCACCUAUGGUCUUAUGAGCUAUGAGAAAUACCUGGCAUAUAUCGAGGGCAAGUUUGAGGGCGAUAUGAAUGAAGCCAUAGCUUUGGAUCUGGGCACAAAACACCUGAUUGAUGUCCUGAAGGAGAAAUUGACAAAUCCAACUGUCGAAGUCACCCCUGACCCGACCACAGAUGCCGAUCUGGUAGGGCAGCUGGACUCCCAGGAGGACUGGCAGCAGUACACAGCCAUUCACUUUAUCCUGGUCAAUCUGAAGGCGUAUCUGCAGAACACCUUCAGGGCCCUGCGCCAUAUGGGCAUCUAAGAUUGCUGUUGUUCUCGGGUAUUCCUUCCCCUGGGUCUCAAUCAGUCCACUGUGCACAUAACUUAUGCUGUUCUCUGCGAAGAACUAAAGGCAUAAGUGUUAGGACACUAUUUUAAUUACUGUUAAUUUAUUGAUAAUUUAAAUAUGUGAAGUCAAGUUAAUUUAUAUGAGUGAUAUUUAUAUUUUAUGAAGUGCCACUUGAGAUACUUUAUGUAUUAGUUUUGAGAUAAUAUAAUGUGGCUAUGUAGUUUGAAUAUCUUGUGUUUCAGAACCAGAUCAUUUCUUGGAA